AUGGCAAGAAGAGCAUCCACAUCCCUUCCAUUUCAUGUUGGUGGUGUUGAGGAGGAGGAGAAUGGGCCUACCUUCUUCAAGAUCAUAAAGCCUGGAUUCAACACUGAGCAUUUAGUAAGUGAUUUCAAGCCCUACCAUCUCUUCAACUUCAUGAAUCCUGCUCUGAAUAUUAUUGCUGUUACGAGAAUCCCACCUGCGUUUCGGAAGCAUGUAUCACAUGAACUCACUAAGAGAGCAAUCUUGAAAUUGAAGAAUUCAUCAGAAUCUUCCUGGACUGUUAUAGUAAGUAAAACAGGAAGGGACAUAUAUUUAAAGGAUGGCUGGCAGGAGUUUUUAAGAGAUAACGCCCUAGGUGAUUCUGAGUUCUUAGUGUUUAGGUAUGACAAACAUAUGCAUUUCACCAUUAAUAUUUUUGACAAGAACUGUGUCGAAAGAGUGAAUGUCGCUGACCUCAGAGCAUGUGAAUCAUCCAUCUUUUCAGACAGUUCUAAAAGGCCUUUGGCAAGACCACCAACAGGUAAUCAUCGAUAUGACUUGGUUGCGGAAGCUGCUAAGGGACUUAAAUCCAAAGGUGAACACCUUCCAAGUUGUGCAGCUGCUGCAGCUUUCAAAUCCAAAUUUCCUUGGUUUACAAAAGUUCUUAAAAAAUCGAGGAUGGUGGCAAUCCCCACACACUUCUACAAGAUAAUGUUUCCUUCAAGAAAAUAUGAUAACAUUUUCCUGGUGACUUCAAAGGGAAAAUUCACAGUGACGCUUAUUACUUGCGCUAAUACAAUGAUGUUGUCUGGAGGGUGGUCUUCCUUUAGAAAGGCUAACCUACUCCAGGUUGGUGAUAUCUGCAUCUUUGAGCUCGUGAAAGAAAACACCAUGAAGGUUCACAUUUUCCGAAACUGA
Messenger RNA from Fragaria vesca subsp. vesca, 894 nucleotides. Its product is annotated as B3 domain-containing protein Os11g0197600-like. The record is from RefSeq and is a predicted model, not a curated record. Gene Ontology annotation, molecular function: DNA binding. NCBI's taxonomy places the organism in Eukaryota, Viridiplantae, Streptophyta, Magnoliopsida, Rosales, Rosaceae. The coding region runs from base 1 to 894 and encodes 297 amino acids. The transcript has 5 exons.